CACCAACUGCGCAUUUUCCCACUCGCACCUCUCUCGCGCCCGACUCGAGACUAUUUAAGCGCGGGGCUGCAGACGGCAGGGACCAGCUUCAGAUUUGCUGCACACGAGGUGGAGCAUGAAGGCCCUGCUGCUGCUGACGUUCGUGGGUCUGGCCUGGGGCCAGUGGCACCCCAACGCCCAUGACGGCCGUCACACCAUGGUGCACCUGUUCGAGUGGAGGUGGGUGGACAUCGCCGCCGAGUGCGAGCGCUGGCUCGGGCCCAACGGCUUCGCCGGCGUCCAGGUGUCUCCCCCCAACGAGAACAUCGUGAUCAACAGCCCCUGGCGUCCAUGGUGGGAGCGUUACCAGCCCGUCAGCUACAACCUGUGCUCGCGCUCGGGCAGUGAUUCCGAGUUCCGCGACAUGGUGCACCGCUGCAACAACGCCGGGGUUCGCAUCUACGUUGACGCCAUCAUCAAUCACAUGUGCGGCGAUGGCGGCGGCUCUGGCACGCACGCCACGUGCGGCAGUUACUUCGACGCCGGGCGCCGUGAGUUCUCGGCCGUGCCCUACUCCUCCAUGGACUUCAACGAUGGCAAGUGCGGCACCGCCAGCGGCCAGAUUGAGAACUACGGCGACAAGUACCAGGUGCGCGACUGCAAGCUCGUGGGGCUGCUCGACCUGGCCCUGGAGAAGGACUACGUGCGCGGCAAGGUCGCCGGCUUCCUCAACAACCUCAUCGACAUCGGCGUGGCUGGCUUCAGGUUCGACGCGUCCAAGCACAUGUGGCCUGGAGACCUCCAGGACAUCGUGGGGCGUCUCAAGAAUCUCAACUCGCAGUACUUCCCGUCCAACAGCAAGGCCUUCAUCUUCCAGGAGGUCAUUGACCUUGGAGGAGAGGCCAUCUCUGCAUCCGAGUACUUUGGCAUCGGCCGCGUGACCGAGUUCAAGUUCGGCGCCAAGCUGGGCGAGGUGGUGCGCAAGUGGAACGGACAAAAGAUGUCCUUCCUCCGCAACUGGGGCGAAGGCUGGGGCUUCAUGCCGACGGGCAACGCCCUGGUGUUCGUCGACAACCACGACAACCAGCGUGGCCACGGCGCUGGCGGGGCCUCCAUCCUCACCUUCUGGGACUCGCGCGUCUACAAGAUCGGCACUGCCUUCACGCUGGCUCACCCCUACGGCUUCACUCGCAUCAUGUCGAGCUACAGCUGGGACCGCAACUUCGUCAACGGCAAGGAUGAGAACGACUGGAUUGGACCUCCUGCCAACGGCGAUGGCUCCACCAAACCCGUGACCAUCAACUCCGACGACACAUGCGGCAACGGCUGGAUGUGCGAGCACAGAUGGCGCCAGAUCAAGAACAUGGUCAUCUUCCGCAACGCUGUCACCGGACACGACCUGACUAACUGGUGGGACAACGGCAGCAACCAGAUCGCAUUCAGCCGCGGCAACCGUGGGUUCAUCGUCAUCAACAAUGAUGACUGGGCCCUUGACGCGACACUCCAGACCGGCCUGCCGGCUGGAACCUACUGCGACGUCAUCUCCGGCAACUUGUCGGGCGGGCGCUGCACGGGCGCGCAGAUCUCCGUGGGGGGCGACGGUCGCGCCUACUUCCAGAUCAGCAACGCGUCCGAGGAUCCCGUGGUGGCGAUCCACGUCAACGCCAAGCUGUAGCGCGGCGUCGCACGGCUCCCGCUGGGACGACAGCGACGAUGAUGAACCCAGCCUCCCAGCCCCCCGGCGACGCGUCGCGCAGAGCGGAACAUGAUCGAUAAAAAAAAAUCGUAACAAUAAUGAUGAUGAUCGAAACGAAGACGUUCAAAGUCAGGACGCAGCCGCCGCUUGCUUCAUACCGCCUCAAAUCAGCCGGCCGUUUGCGACAUCUCGCACACGUGCGGCCAGCGAGUAUCAGCUUGCUGUACUGUAAUAUGUAUUCAUCUGCUGUGAUCAAUAAAACGUGCACACGUUAAUCCA
Lethenteron reissneri (Far Eastern brook lamprey) is the source of this 1954-nucleotide messenger RNA. Its product is annotated as alpha-amylase-like. The record is from RefSeq and is a predicted model, not a curated record. NCBI's taxonomy places the organism in Eukaryota, Metazoa, Chordata, Hyperoartia, Petromyzontiformes, Petromyzontidae. Gene Ontology annotation, biological process: carbohydrate metabolic process. Gene Ontology annotation, molecular function: cation binding; alpha-amylase activity.